UAAAUAUCACGUGGAGACAUCAUGGAUGCUCCUGUGAGUUUGCUGUAGAUUGUUAUCCUUUACCUGUAGUCUUUAGCUCGUUUUUGAACAUUUGUUGAUAAAAUAAAAAUUAAUCUCCGCUGUGGAGAAACAGGAAACACUGUCGUGGAAACAGGCGCCACCUCCCAGCUCAGCUGACAGCGCGGUUCGGUUGUUUUACCACAGCACCUCUGGGUGAGUGUGUGAGUGUGUGUGUGUGUGUGUGUGUGUGUGACAUUAUGUGUGUAAGUUAGUAGAUGCUCACAGAGUGCAGCGUGCAUCAUGUUCGUGUUGGUGGAGAUGGUGGACACGGUCCGGAUCCCUCCGUGGAACUUCCAGAGACAACUCAACGAUGCCAUAGCUGAGGAGCUGAACAAGAAACUGGCCAACAAGGUUGUCUACAACGUUGGCCUGUGCAUCUGCUUGUACGACAUCACUAAACUGGAGGACUCCUAUAUAUUCCCGGGGGACGGAGCCUCACACACCAAAGUUCAUUUCAGGUAUGUGGUUUUUCACCCAUUUCUCGAUGAGAUCCUGCUCGGCAAGAUCAAGUACUGCAGCCAAGAGGGAGUUCAUGUGACCAUGGGCUUCUUUGAUGACAUUCUCAUUCCACCAGAGUCACUUCAACAGCCUGCAAAAUUCGAUGAAGCCGAGCAGGUUUGGCUUUGGGAAUACGAGACGGACGAGGGGGCCCACGAUCUCUACAUGGACCAGGGAGAGGAGAUCCGAUUUCGGGUGACCGAUGAAGUCUUUGUGGACACGUCACCGACGGGGCCGGCCGCUGCAGCGACUGACACGCCGGCUCAACCGGGACAGUCGGCGCCCCCCCCAGAGGACAGCGGGGAGAAGAAAGAGGCUCCGUACACUCUGAUUGGGACCAUCUGUGACCCGGGGCUGGGGCUGCUGUCAUGGUGGAACAGUUAGCGCUGCAGAGGAGGAAGAAGAGGAAGAGGAAGAAGAAGAAGACGAAGACAUUCAUGACGAGAGACGGCAGGCUGGAGACACAGAACCCAGGAUGUUGGGUACAGAAGUCAAGACACAAAGUCGAGCAGCUCCCUGACCCAAGAUGUGAUGUCACAUUGAGACUGAUUUUUUGUUUUUUAUACUAUUGCCCUGAACACGCCAGUUUCAUGUGUACAUAUGUGAAAUUUACCCUACAGAAUAAUUCAGUGGACAUUAACAUUAAUUUGGUAUAUUUCACAUGAGGUUUUGACCCCCAAUUCAAAAGAAUUAAGUCAUUAAUCAUUUGAAUCACAAUGUCCUCACUUACUUUGGCAUGAUAGUCGGACAUACACAGGUCACAAAAUCUGACGUAAAUGGCUCAAAGUAGGAGGUGUUGAACAGUGAGCAGCAUCUGUCAGGGAUGAAAACAAUGUGGUGCCUAAUGGUCAAUGGAACGCUUAUCAGUUCAAUCUUCUAAGCACAAACAGACAUUUGGAAAAACAUCAAAUAUCAGAUUUUUCAU
Perca flavescens (yellow perch) is the source of this 1483-nucleotide messenger RNA. RefSeq names its product polymerase (RNA) III (DNA directed) polypeptide H (gene polr3h). Gene Ontology annotation, cellular component: RNA polymerase III complex. Gene Ontology annotation, molecular function: DNA-directed RNA polymerase activity; DNA binding. Gene Ontology annotation, biological process: DNA-templated transcription; transcription initiation at RNA polymerase III promoter. The transcript has 6 exons. Lineage: Eukaryota; Metazoa; Chordata; Actinopteri; Perciformes; Percidae. The coding region runs from base 301 to 942 and encodes 213 amino acids. The record is from RefSeq and is a predicted model, not a curated record.